Molecule: messenger RNA, 2309 nt
Organism: Thermothielavioides terrestris NRRL 8126
Lineage: Eukaryota; Fungi; Ascomycota; Sordariomycetes; Sordariales; Chaetomiaceae
Exons: 2
Coding region: 11-2074 (687 amino acids)
Biological process (GO): signal transduction
Source: RefSeq, a predicted model, not a curated record
CUGACCAGCAAUGGCGUCGAACAGGCUCCUGGGCGCUGCUUGUUCAGCUGCGGGCGAAGCCGUUGAGAGGGCAACGCUCGCCGUGAGCAAGUUCGUCCAAGAAGUCCGCGAGUGCCGGUGCGAAUGCGAUGCCAUCGCUACUGAAUUGCACUCUCUGCAUAGCGUGCUGGACCUGCUUGAAUCCGAUGCCACGCUCGUUCCAGCCUCGUUCGCGGCGCACACGGCCGGUGUGCUCGACACUUGCCUCGCCCUCAUCAACGAGCUUGAGGGCUGCGUCUUGGUUCUGAACCGGCCAGGGGUGCCCAGGGCAGACAAGAAGUCGCGUUGGCUAGCGAGCCGCGACCACAUUGACAAGCUGCGGCGGACGCUAGGGGAGUAUAAGCUGGUACUCGGCCUGGCGGUGGACCUGGUCGGGAUCAUCAAAACCCACACGAGCGACAGGAACCAGCAGGACACAUCCAUUUACAGCCUAGAUCCGACUGCCGAUGGCAUGAACCAACAGAGCGAAUUAGCCGCAGUUGCCGACCGGGUUAUCGACGCAACACACCGUUUGCAGCCGGACUUGCAUCAGAACGCGGCGCUGCUCAGGCUCGGGCGAUACCUCCUUGUCUUACAGGCGCAAACCGCUUCAGCACGAGAAGGCAUGGGCUUCGGUCUCCGAGCUCACCGCCGCGAUGCGUCCUCCUCGGCAGGCGGAGCCCCCGACAGCGCCAUCGACAUGAGCUACGAAGAUGCCGAUGCAGUGUCACACUAUGCCGGGGAGCAAACGACGACGGCGUCACCUACUGAUGUUUCUUCUGAGCCUUAUGAAGAGGAGCUCGACGAUUUUGUCGGCGAGAGAUGCAAAUUGUUGGCCCCAGCGUCGUCGUCGCCGCCGUCGCCUCCGCCUCCGCCUCCACGUCCACCUCCCAGGUCUGCGUCCAGGCUCAGUUCCGCGACUGCAAGGCGCCCCGCGGUACCACGGCUUCACACCUCGAACAGCUUCAUUGCCGGCACCCCACCCAGCCCGAGCGUCAUGAGUUCUCCCACUGCUCCCACAGCUACACUCGCCUAUCCAUCGCGAAAUUCGUACUAUACGCCUGUGACCGCGCUCCCAGAGCAAACGGAGCCAGAUCCGCGGCAGCCUGCAGCGCGUGUGCGUAGUCGCAGAAGCAGCAUCUUCGGUCACGUUCUCCACACCGUUCGGGAGCGGCCACGCGCCGACGUGCCGUCCGCAGUCCGUCCAACAACCUCGGAUGGCGAUUCCCAAACGCCCUAUACCUCACAACGCCCCUCCGGGUUUCUGCGGCGUGGCAGCUCCAGGCUCGCCAACGCCGUCCGCAGUCUCGCCAUGCGACGACCAGCACCAGCUCCAAACAUUGCUGAGGACCAGCUGGAGCCAGACUCAAAUGCUGUCUUCGGCGUAUCAUUGACCCGGAGCAUGCAGGUGGCCAAGGGCAUCGCGAGCACCGCCCACAGCAGCGGCAGGCGGUCGGAGCGAGUUACUCGCGAGUACCCGCUUUGCGUGCUCCGGUGUGUGUGCCACAUUCUCGACUGCGGCCUCGACGCCCCUCACAUCUUCGGGCUCGAUGGCGACCAGGUGCGGGUUGCGCAGCUCAUCGAGGUGUUUAGUUCGGCCGAGACGGGCUACGGCAAGGAGCUGGACUGGUCGCACUUCACCGUCUACGACGCCGCCGAUGUUAUUCUUCUGUUCCUGUCGGAACUGCCUAAGCCCCUCAUCCCCGAGCCCGUCGGCAAGCGGUGGAUAGCCCUCUCCCGCCAGGCCACCGCCGGCCUCGCGCGCCUGGACCAGGGCCUCGACUUUUGGGAGGAAGCGUUGACGGGCAUGCACGGUCCCGGGCGCGCUCUGUUCAAGCUGCUGCUCAACCUCUGGGGCGAUAUCGCUGACGCUGCCGACGCCAACGAGAUGACGGCUGAGCGACUUGCUGGCCGCCUCAUCCGUCCGCUGAUGCACGCGUUGGCCGCACAUGAUCAUCUUGAUUUCAUGCUGGGGCUUGCCUUCCUGAUUCGCAAGCGCUCCGAGUACAACCUGGCUGCCCGGGGCGUGAUGCGGAAGAGCAACGCGGCGUUUUAGUCCGUCUAAGAUUGUCCUAAUGUCAGAAUAAUGGGUCAGGUUUGCAGCAUUACCGGGGAAAUGGCCUAAGAGGGUGAUGUUUUACUUUAUAGGCGGCUCUUCAUCCUUAUGUCCAUGCUUAGUCUGUUCACGUUGGUACUGAUACCCAAGGCAUGAUGAUGAAUGAUCAGUAUCCAACAUUGCUUACGUUCUAUGUGAACAAGUACUUGGCUCUAAUACCGAAUCCAAUGUGACA